Molecule: messenger RNA, 735 nt
Organism: Zasmidium cellare ATCC 36951
Lineage: Eukaryota; Fungi; Ascomycota; Dothideomycetes; Mycosphaerellales; Mycosphaerellaceae
Exons: 1
Coding region: 1-735 (244 amino acids)
Source: RefSeq, a predicted model, not a curated record
AUGGCCAUGGCAGGCACAGAAAGCCCGAACACGCCUCGCAAACCCGUCGUCAACUUCUCCCGCCCACGACUAGCAAGCAAAGGGCAGACGGACAACGAUGAGGAAUUUGGCAUCAAGCAACACGACCAGUCCAUCCCCAACUCCGCCGUCAAAUCCGUCUCCGCCUUCCACUCCCCCCACCCCUCCGACCCUCCCUUCCCCGCCGAACCGCGCUUCUCCACCGACAGCGAAACCCUCUCCAACACCUCCGCCAACGCCCGGCGCGACGACGCCCUCGCAGCCGCACGCCGCGGAGCCCCCAUAGGCGGCCUCAAUGCCCAGCGACACCCCGGGACCCGCCGUCUAGAAUCCAAUAGCACGACGACCACGACCACAUCCGACAGCACGCACUCCCGCCCCAGCACAGCGGACAGCACGAAGCGCCUGAUGCCGAUCAAAUCCAUCCUGAAACAAACCUCCGUCGAAGUCUCCAGCGAGCGGGCGUCGAGCGACGGCGGGGAGGACACGGGGAGCCAUCAUACGGUUAGCGAGGAUGGAGGGAGUCAGAGCACGGUUGGGUAUGAGAAGGAUGGGAAGUGGAGUAGUAGCGAUUAUGAUACGAGUGAAAUGAGCGAGAAGGAGGUAAGGAAGCUGGAGAAGAAGGGGAAGAAUCCGGCGUUGGUGGCGGAGAUGAGGGCGGCGAGGAAGGGGAAGGGGAUUGUCGGGGUUAUGACGGGGACGAGUUAUGUUAGUUGA